Messenger RNA from Meloidogyne enterolobii, 487 nucleotides. Lineage: Eukaryota; Metazoa; Nematoda; Chromadorea; Rhabditida; Meloidogynidae. The record is from the annotation of a GenBank genome assembly.
AUGGUGAAAUUAAAAAAACGUUAUCUUUUAAUUGAAUUACAGUUUGUGGAUGAUAGAAAGGAUGCGUUCAUAACAGGAUCAGAUAUUUAUCAUUCAAUCUUUGACCAAGUUGGGCAUCUUCAUGGAGAUUAUGGAGUUGGUGCUAUUAAAGGGUCAUUACAGGUUAAAGUUCGUGAUCCAUCCACAAACACUGCAGUUAUCCGAAUCGGCUCAAAUGAACGUUCUUUUGUAAGCACUGCAAUACCUUUUAUUUUAACAAUUGGAAAGUGCCGGUGUACUUUACAACUUUUAUUUGAAGGUUAUAUGAGUGUUUGAAAAAAUUUAGAUUUAUUUUAGGUUCUUCGAUUAGAACUGUUGAGAGAUUCUUACUUCGUUCAAAUUUGAACAUGUUAUAUACUAAACUAAGGGUCGCAGAAAAUGAAGAAAAAUCAUCCCUUAGAGCUGAAAUUCGAUCAAUUACUGGGACAAAAGUAGCUCAUAUUCGAUU